CCUUUAGAGUAGUAUACCCAUCAUGGGACCUUCGUUUGGGCGACAAAGCACAAGUGCAUGAUAUGUCACCACAGACAGAUACAAGAAGGCCAAGAACCGAGGCUUUCUCACGUCAUGUCCUCACUCCUAGGAUUCCCUCUGGUGACUUUCCAAUUGCCGAGAGUUUGUUGUUUCCUUAUGGAGAUGGAUGCUGCAGCUGAUAGAUUCUGAUCUGGUCCCAACAGGGAAGGUAGUCCUUCUCCUCGAGGAUCGUAAAGCUUGACCUUUUCCUUCUUUCCCCCCUUUCUUGUGUUCGCUUGAAGUUUAGACUUGAAAGGUUGUGUGAAUUCUUUUUGUCGGACUGGCUAAGAGGUAGGAAAGUAGCUGGUGUCUCUGGGCCGUAAAGAAAGCAGCAAGAUGGGGCACCGAGCCUGAUGAUCCGAUGGUAUUCUAGGUUUCAGCAGGAAGAACUGGUAAAUGAGCAUGACAAUGGCGACUCAGGGCGUUGGUGGAGGGCAGCAGUCACCGAUCCAGAGCUUGGCCAGGCAAGGGUCCCUUUACAGCCUCACCCUCAAUGAGGUCCAGAGCCACUUGGGUGAGCCCUUGCACAGCAUGAACCUUGAUGAGCUCCUCAGGAGUGUGAUCCCGUGCGAGGAUAAUCAGUCUGCAGGCCCUGACGAUGGCGGCGGCACUGGCGUAGGAUGUCCAGGCAUCCGGUGCGAGGGGAGUAUCACCAUGCCGCGUGCCCUGAGCAAGAAGACAGUCGACGAGGUGUGGAGGCACAUCCAAACAGGGCAGAAGGAGAAUAGUGAUGGUGUUGCGGAUUAUGGAAGGCAGCCGACCCUAGGGGAAAUGACUCUUGAGGACUUCUUGUCAAAAGCUGGGGUGGUCACGGAAGGAUCUGAUCAGAGUAGGAGCAAUCGGAUUGGCAAUGUGGGUCUUGAUCCAAGGACACAGUGGUUGCAGCAGUAUCAUCAGCAUCAGCAGCAACAAGCUCAGCAGAGCAGAAUGGGAGCUUUUGUGGGUCAACAGGUGCCACAACCUCUGGCUGUCGGCGUUGGAACCAUGUUGGACUCGAGGUACCGUGAUGGUGAAGGAGCCAGUUUGUCCCCACUUGAUCCACAAACACCAAGGCGGAAGAGGGGGCCUUCGGAGGACACGACGAAGAAGACUGUCGAGAGGAAGCAGAAGAGAAUGAUCAAGAACCGUGAGUCAGCUGCCCGUUCACGAGCUAGGAAGCAGGCUUACACGAAUGAGCUGGAGAACAAGGUCUCCCGACUUGAAGAAGAAAAUCAGAGGUUGAGACAGCAAAGGGAGUUGGAAGCUAUGAUACACUAUAUUCCCCAGCCCGAACCAAAGCAUCAACUCCGUCGAACGAGUUCAGCCGCUUUCUGAUCCGACGAGAGAUCUGGAUGGGUUGGUCUAUUAAGUUAUGCAUUAGGAACAUAUGUUUGCAUGUUGAUUCAGCUCCAGGAUUCAUUCACAAUAGAGUGGGAGCUGAACGGUCUGCUGCUUGUGUUCCAAGGUUGUAUCUGGCCUUCUUUGGUUUGUCUAAGUGAAUGAUUUUGAACAUAAAGAACUCGAUGAGUAUUGUGAUAUAAGAUAUUCCACUUCUCAUGUGCCUUUACCUGUU
Molecule: messenger RNA, 1612 nt
Organism: Musa acuminata AAA Group (dessert banana)
Lineage: Eukaryota; Viridiplantae; Streptophyta; Magnoliopsida; Zingiberales; Musaceae
Product: ABSCISIC ACID-INSENSITIVE 5-like protein 3
Exons: 4
Coding region: 457-1374 (305 amino acids)
Biological process (GO): positive regulation of DNA-templated transcription
Cellular component (GO): nucleus
Molecular function (GO): DNA-binding transcription factor activity
Source: RefSeq, a predicted model, not a curated record